UAAACUCGGUGAUGGAACAGUUCCUGCGUGAGAUGCAUCCUGACUACUACAACUUCACCGAGGAGGUGUCGAUGCUGGCUGAGAUCAUCACCGACUACGUCUCGCUUGUGCUUGUCUUCGAUAUGGAGGAGGACUCUGACCUGGACGGCUACAUGAUUUCCUCACUGUUGGCAAGCGCUGGAACAACGACUCCACCCGAUCAACUGAACCUCGAGCAGUUGGAGAUUACGCUGACAUUGAAUCGUGCGGAUAUCGCGAGAGAGAAAAUCUUCCUGGAGAAUAAACGCUGGAAGAAAGGCCACCUGAACGACUACAUGUAUCAGGCCUUGAUGAGCGACCGGCACGAUUUUGUAAAGAUUUUUCUAGAACAGGGUUUCAGUUUGGAGGAGUUUCUUACUGUGUACAUGCUUGAGAAGCUAUACACCGACCAAUUGAAAAGCAUGAGUUCAAAAGUCGCUAUCUUUAACAAGAUGUGGGAGUAUCACAGGUCUCAUAGGCAAGCCACAAAGGUCACCCUCCGAGAUGUGGGAAAGAUAAUCAAGUCCCUCGUAGGAGACUUCUACCAUCCGCUCUAUCUUAGCAAGGAGUUUCAGGCCAAGCUGGCCCCGGAGAAGAUUGAACUUACC
Messenger RNA from Dibothriocephalus latus, 626 nucleotides. NCBI's taxonomy places the organism in Eukaryota, Metazoa, Platyhelminthes, Cestoda, Diphyllobothriidea, Diphyllobothriidae. The record is from the annotation of a GenBank genome assembly.